AUGGGGUUUCAGUUCACCAGCUUAAAUAAUGGGGUUUCGGGUCGUUCGGGAGGUUUGGUUAGCAUAUGGGAUCCUAAUUUGUUCCGGGCUCAGGGGAUGUCAAAGGAUAGAAACUUUCUUCAUAUUUGGGGUCAAUUGGUGGGUUCCAACCUGAUCAUUAACAUAAUCAAUGUCUAUGCUCCUCAGCGGGUGUCGGAUAAAAAAGUUUUAUGGUCAGCUUUAUCGGAAGUAAUCAACUCGGGGAACGGUAUGUGGGUUUUAUUGGGAGAUUUUCACGCUGUGAGAAGUCGGGAGGAAAGAAAAAAGUCUCGUUUUAACAGCGCGUGUGCCAAGGAAUUUAAUGAAUUCAUUGACAGGAGUGAUCUUAUCGAAUAUAACAUGAAAGGUAGGAGCUUUACCUUCAUGGCUCCUAAUUCAAACAAAAUCAGUAAGAUUGACAGGAUAUUGGUGUGUAAAUUUUUUUUCGACAAAUGGCCUGAUGCUUGUUUGAGAGCUCUUCCUAGAAUUCAUGCGGAUCAUAGCUCGGUUGUUUUGAUUUUUAGCAAAGAAAAAUUUGGAGUUAAGCCUUUCGGGUUUUUUAACUCUUGGCUUGAGAGGGACGAUAUUGAAGAGGUGGUGGAAAACACGGUUAAUUCUUUUGACAUUGUGGCAGACCGGCCCGAUGUUAGGCUGAUUUUGAAAUUAAGAUUCAUUAGAGACAAGAUAAAAGAUUGGAGGAAAGAUCUGAUGAAUAAAGAGAAGGAAGAUAUGGUUAGAGAUAAGGAAGAAUUGGACGCAUUGGACAGGUUAUGUGAGGAAAGGGACCUUAGCGAAGAGGAAGAGUGGAUUAAAGAGGAAUGCAUUGAGAAUAUCAAGGAACGUGAAUGGUGGGCGAUCAUGGAUUCAAAACAAAAGUCUCGAUGUAAGUGGGCGGUUGAUGGUGACGAAAACUCAAGUUUUUUCCACAGAUUAUGUAAUAAUAGGAAGAAGAACGGUAUUCCAGGGCUCAUGAUAGGGGGCUCGUGGGUCUCGAAACCGGAAAUGGUUAAAAGGGAGAUUCUGAACUUUUUUAGGAACCACUUUGGGGAAUCGAUGGGUAUUAGACUAUAA
This is a messenger RNA of Helianthus annuus (common sunflower), 1089 nucleotides long. RefSeq lists its product as uncharacterized. Lineage: Eukaryota; Viridiplantae; Streptophyta; Magnoliopsida; Asterales; Asteraceae. The transcript is spliced from 2 exons. Bases 1 to 1089 code for a protein of 362 amino acids. The record is from RefSeq and is a predicted model, not a curated record.